UGCGAUUAAUCGUUUGACAGCACUCGUGCUUUCAAAUCAACACAGACAGCAGCAGCAAUAAUAAUCCUAAUAAUAAUAACAACAGUAAGCAAGGUAUCGAAGCAGAGUUUGAGUAAGUGUGAGCGGAGUCAGAUGACUAGCAUUAGCAGCUAACACACACACACACACACACACACACACAGCGGCUUCUCUACGGCGGCUGUUAAACACGUCCCUCAUCCGCACAGUCUCUGUAAACACAGCAGUGUCGUCGGAUCCGGCCAGACGGGCUCAGGCGUGUGUUAGCGCAGAACAGAGCGAAGAUGAUCAAGCUUUUCUCGCUGAAGCAGCAGAAGAAGGACGAGGAGUCUGCGGGAGGAGCGCGAGCCGGAGCCGGCGGGAAGAAGGCGAGCGCGGCCCAGCUGCGGAUACAGAAGGACAUCAACGAGCUGAACCUGCCGAAGACGUGUGAGAUGGUGUUCCCCGACCAGGACGACCUGCUCAGCUUCAAGCUCCUCAUCUCCCCGGACGAGGGUUUCUAUAAAGGUGGGAAAUUUGUCUUCAGUUUUAAGGUGGGACAGGGAUACCCUCACGACCCUCCUAAAGUCAAAUGUGAAACCAUGGUCUAUCACCCCAACAUCGACCUCGAAGGCAACGUCUGUCUCAAUAUUUUGAGAGAAGACUGGAAGCCGGUGUUGACCAUUAACUCCAUCAUAUAUGGACUCCAGUAUCUGUUCCUGGAGCCCAAUCCUGAAGAUCCUCUGAACAAGGAGGCAGCGGAGGUGCUGCAGACCAACCGGGGUCUGUUCGAGCAGAACGUCCAGCGCUCGCUGCGCGGAGGAUACGUGGGAGCCACCUACUUCGAGCGCUGCCUCAAAUAGUCCACGCGGCCGGCCCUCACGUCCCAGAAAGCAUCUGUGGUUUACAUGCGCUGAGACGCACUGACCGCUCACAGACGGGGAUCGCUGCUCACAGAAUCCAGUCAUAUUUAGCCAGUGUGCUGGUACCCACAGAGACUGACCUGCUAAUUUCUCCCUCCUCUCCCAGAGACAGAUCAUUACACUCCUGUUCAUUACCCAGGCUGGAGGACUCAUCCCAACGGCCUCCACUCACACACAUUCAUCUAGUCACUCAUUCUUACGAUCGCCAACCCAGACGUGUGUAGCGUGGCCCUGGACCAACUGUGCUAGCGCUGAGGAACUGACCCGGCCGCAGCUCCAGCAGAUCCACAGGAGAACCCUGAUGUUCGAGUAGUUCUCCUGCUGGGGAUGGGUGGGAAGGGCUUUCUGUACAGUCUUACAGUUCUGUUGUGUAUACUGAAAAAUAACACUUGUUCACCAUGACUGCAAUAUGAAUUAUGUUCAAUAAAGUAUUGACUUGAAUGCCUAC
Messenger RNA from Carassius auratus (goldfish), 1368 nucleotides. Its product is annotated as NEDD8-conjugating enzyme Ubc12-like. The coding region runs from base 303 to 860 and encodes 185 amino acids. The record is from RefSeq and is a predicted model, not a curated record. The transcript is spliced from 6 exons. Lineage: Eukaryota; Metazoa; Chordata; Actinopteri; Cypriniformes; Cyprinidae.